Messenger RNA from Cladophialophora yegresii CBS 114405, 1200 nucleotides. RefSeq lists its product as uncharacterized. The record is from RefSeq and is a predicted model, not a curated record. The coding region runs from base 1 to 1200 and encodes 399 amino acids. NCBI's taxonomy places the organism in Eukaryota, Fungi, Ascomycota, Eurotiomycetes, Chaetothyriales, Herpotrichiellaceae. The transcript has a single exon.
AUGGCUCCAGUACUCCCUCACAUUGACAUUCCCGACCUCAAAUUUUCCUCACUCGAACUCGAUGCACGCUCAACAAAGGCAGAAGAAUCACCCGUCACUUCUUUCCUCAAACGAGAUGUCUUUUCUGCUGGCAUCGACAAUCCCUUCCUACCCCGGAGUGAUGACUCGUCACCAAUCCUCUCUCCGAUCGACACAUACCAUGUUCUCGCCGCAAGAGAUGCAAAGCCCACGGCGGAUCCCAAUCCAGGCGCAGGAUCCGUCGACCCCAACGACAUCAACAUGAAAGGCAUCCAAGCUCUGUUUGCCAUCAUCGGAGCUGCCUUCGCACUGGGUGCGAUCUGGUUCUUCUUCUGGGCCAAAAAUGGUGGCUUCCAGUGGCGAAAGGGUGACUGGGACGAAUACAAAUCUACGGUUCUGAGACGAAAGGGCCCCAACGGUACCACAUUGAGCAAUGCAACUAAGAGCACCAUACUCGGAGGCGGCAGUGUCGUUGGAGACGGCUACUCGGACAAGGACACCGCUAGCAGGACAGAUGGGACCAUGUCAGAGGGAAUGACCGAGACUGGGACCGUCAUGUCCUCCGAAGCACCUAUCAUCAAAGAGAAGCAAUCCAGGAAGAAGAAGAAAGAGACUGCCAAAGAGAAGAAAAUUCGUGAGCAGAAUGCUGCAGCUUGGGAAGGCGGCCAUGACGAUGACGUUCGUGCCUAUCGCCACGAAAAAGCUGCACGUGUGGGAGGUCUCAACAAGGAUUCAGACGCUCAAUUCUAUGGAACAGAUUACAGCGAGACCGACCGGACUGGCAGCGACGUGUACAGCAACAGCAGCAGCAACCCUGUACCCACUUCGCGUCAACCCAGCCCCGACAAGCGCACAUCUCGCCGAGACUUUUCCUACAGCCAGGAAGAGAGUUUCAACGUUUCGCAUCCUCCGCCUCCACCGGUUCAUGCUCCUUCCCAGGGGCCUCGUCCAGCCAGACACCAGUCACCAGAGAAGAACCGAACCGCCCAGCGUCCUAUCCGCCACGUGCCUGGGUCUAUUCAUGUUCCUGGAUCGUACGCCGAGCCUCUAGAUUUCGAUGUCCAAAGCGUUCAAAGCCAGAACACCAAGAGCUAUCACCAUCCUCUUCCCAGCCUGAGUGGUCAGCCACAGCCGAAGGCCAAUGGAUACAGACGAGACAGACGAGACACUCUGGAUGACUGA